Molecule: messenger RNA, 417 nt
Organism: Fusarium subglutinans
Lineage: Eukaryota; Fungi; Ascomycota; Sordariomycetes; Hypocreales; Nectriaceae
Exons: 1
Coding region: 1-417 (138 amino acids)
Source: RefSeq, a predicted model, not a curated record
AUGGACGUCCCUACACAGCACCAGGUCCACCAAUCGAAAGAUGGCCCUCCAGGAAUGUCCACCAUUAACAUUAUUUCCUGGAUUAUUGGCAUCAUGGUUGCGCUUGGUUUUGUCAUUAUAUUCGCCAAGUGUCUCAUGGGUCCCCGACGUCCCCCUCCAACAACAUCGAAACCUCCGAACCAAAGACCUCCGAGCGAAGGACCUCCGAGCGAAGGGCCUCUGUAUCCUCUGUAUCCUCUGUACCCUUUGUACCCCGAGCCUAUAGGCAUUGCGCCUCCGGGCCCAUCGCCUCCCCAAGCAUACGACAGCGAUCUUGAACAAGGGCCCAUCAACGAACGUGCCGAUAGGAACACCAAGAACUCGAAAGUUGGUAACCAAACUCGCGUACCACCACCUCCGUAUUGUCGAAGAUGCUGA